AAACACCAUAGAUAACAUAAAAAUAUGUAGUUGGAACUCAAACGGUUUGAAAAAUAAAUUAGGAGAAGUAAUCCAAUUUUUAAAUAUGAUAAAGAUAAAACUUAAAAUCAAAAACUAUAACUGUGUACGCAAAGAUAAAGGUCAUACAGCAGGUGGAGUUGCAAUAUUAAUUAGAAAAGAUUUAGCUUAUAAGGAACUUAGCAUAGACAAUAGUAUUACUAUAGAAUGUAUUUCAAUUAAAUUAGCAAACGAACCAACGCACUAUCCUACCAAUAACUCCACUCCUACCACUAUAGACAUUGCUAUAAAUAAAAAAAGUCAGUCAGACAUGAGAGUCUUGCAUGAACUCAACUCAGAUCACACACCGGUUCUACUAGAACUAGGAUCACAAGAAAGAAACUGUGCUCAGAAAAUAGCCUACGACUACAAAAAAGCGGACUGGACUAAUUUUAGAAAAUACCUUGACCAGAAAACAAUCCUCACAUCAACAAUUAAAACAAACGAUGAACUAGAUCAAACAAUACGAAAAUUCACCUCUGAUAUCUGUAGCAGCAUGAAUAAAACUAUCCCUAAAACAACCUUUAAAAACCUGCAAGAUAAAUUACCAUAUGGUAUACUGCGAAUGAUUAAUAAGCAAAGAAAUCAUCUCAGGAAAAUUUGGCAGCGCUCUAGGCAAAAUAAAAACAAAGUUGAAGUAACAAGACUCACUCAUCAAAUAAGAGCAGCCAUAAUUAAUCACAGAAGCAAGGAAUGGUCCAAUAAAUUGGAAAAGCUGAAUCCUAAUGACAACUCACUAUGGAGAAUGACUAAAAUACUGAAAAUGGAAGACAAUAAUACCCCAGUGCUCGUUAAAAAUGGAGUUGAAGCUUUUACUGACUACGACAAAGCUAAUAUGCUGGCAGACCAAUUUGAACAGGUUCACAACAUAGAUUUAGUUAAUAAUACAUGUGAGCAAGAAAACAUAAUAAAACAGGUAAAGAAAUAUCUAGAAGAAACUGAUAAUGAUAAUGAAAAUUGGGAUAAAUUUAUAACAUCACCACGCGUUCAUCUAGAUUCCAGACUGACAUACCACACUCAUAUCAAACAAGCAAUCAGAAAAGCCUUUAUAGUACAAAAAAAAGUGUAUCCCUUAAUGGUUAAGGGCUCGACAUUGUCAAUAAAAAAUAAAAAACUAAUAUACACAAUGAUUCAGAGACCAAUCCUGACAUAUGCCGCUCCGGUAUGGGGUGGUCCAUCUCCAACCAACUUACACUACUCUUCCAAAGAUACCAAAAUAAAUGUCUUAGACUUAUUCUUUCUGAAAACAGAUACGCAAGAAUUAAAAAAAUGCAUGAGACAACUC
This is a messenger RNA of Cotesia congregata, 1342 nucleotides long. NCBI's taxonomy places the organism in Eukaryota, Metazoa, Arthropoda, Insecta, Hymenoptera, Braconidae. The record is from the annotation of a GenBank genome assembly.